Molecule: messenger RNA, 795 nt
Organism: Striga hermonthica
Lineage: Eukaryota; Viridiplantae; Streptophyta; Magnoliopsida; Lamiales; Orobanchaceae
Source: the annotation of a GenBank genome assembly
AUGUCCUUCUGUAGCAAUUGUUGUCGUGACCGUACGGAGCGGCCCGAAACCAGCGGCGGCCGUGAGUCCGUGACUGAGAGCAGCGGGCAGCGGUGGCCGGUGGAAAGAUGCCGAGAUGAGGUGGGAAUUCAACCGUACACAGCGGCCCUCCCAAAUCCAGCCAGCCGCCCACCGGAAUCUUUCGUCACCGUCGCUCUACCCCUUACAAUGGAGGGAGUUGGGGCGAGACUCGGCCGAUCCUCGACCCGUUACGGCCCCACCACCGUAUUCACUGGCCCAGUCCGCCGCUGGAAGAAGAGGUGGGUUCACGUACCGCCGCCCAAUUCCAACCACACCACGGCGACCAACGGAGGUAACAACGGAUCCAAUCUCUUGCUCCUUAAGUGGACUCCCGUAGCCUCGAAUCAAGCUAAGGACGGUAGCCAUGGCAACGAUAAUGCUGAAUCCGCUAAGGACGACGUCGUCGCAGCUGAAGAGACUCCGAGGAAGAAAUUCAAGUAUAUUCCGAUUGAUGUGCUCGACGAAUUAAACGAAGAACCCUCAGAACAUAUGGAAGAUGAUGACACAAAGCCUGUUGACUAUAACAUAAAAAAUAUGGAGGCAACCUCAAAGAACCAUAAACCUGAUCAAAAGCCCGACAUUAAGGAUGUCCCAGAGGAAGAAAACCAGGGUAUGAAGAAAAAUCAUGUUGAACGGCAAGAUCUGAAUGUAGUAAGCACGCUCGACUUGAGUUUGGGUUUCAACGAUCAAGAUGGCGAAGAAAAUGAUUCUGACUCGAAAGCAGAUCUAAAUUGA